Molecule: messenger RNA, 444 nt
Organism: Gongylonema pulchrum
Lineage: Eukaryota; Metazoa; Nematoda; Chromadorea; Rhabditida; Gongylonematidae
Source: the annotation of a GenBank genome assembly
UGCAGAAAAGAAAGCGAGCGUGUUAUCAGGAAGAAAAAGAAAGUAGAUGACCAGGAAUUGAAAGUUGUUCACGCGCCUCAGAUACCAUCUGCAAUGUUUUUGAAAUAUAACACCGAUCUCGGGCCACCAUUUCAUGUUAUUGUGGACACAAAUUUCGUCAAUUUUUCCAUCAAAUAUAGAAUUGACAUGAUGCAAGGAUUUAUGGAUUGCCUCUAUGCAAAAAAUAGUCGUUUCAAACGUCUGAUAUGUUCACACAAAGGCGUCUAUGCUGAUGAUUGCAUUGUGCAGCGUGUCACUCAGCAUAAAUGCUACAUUGUUGCCACUUGUGACAAAGAUUUGAAACGAAGGAUACGCAAAAUUCCCGGUGUACCAAUCAUGUACAUAAGACAGCAUCGAUUUUCGAUAGAACGCAUGCCGGAUGCAUACGGCGCACCCGUGAACUAA